Molecule: messenger RNA, 5105 nt
Organism: Meriones unguiculatus (Mongolian gerbil)
Lineage: Eukaryota; Metazoa; Chordata; Mammalia; Rodentia; Muridae
Gene: Prpf40b
Product: pre-mRNA processing factor 40 homolog B
Exons: 26
Coding region: 2007-4637 (876 amino acids)
Biological process (GO): mRNA cis splicing, via spliceosome
Cellular component (GO): U1 snRNP; U2-type prespliceosome
Molecular function (GO): protein binding; RNA binding
Source: RefSeq, a predicted model, not a curated record
GGGUGUGCGGCCGGGGGCUGAGGGGACGGCGAGCUGAGGCCCCGUGUGAGCGGGAGAAAGGGAUGGAGUGAACGGUGUGUCUGAAGGAAGGUCGGGGGAGAGGAGGCGGGGAGAGAUGGAAACCACAGUUACCAAUCCCGGGCUAUUGGCGUGCCCCGUGCCCCUCCCCCAGACCCAGCUUGGUUCUUGUGGAAACCCUCAGUGUCCUAGGACCUUAGGGGACCCUCCUAUGGUCACAAAACCUUGUCUCCGGAGGUGAGGAGGGGGCUUCUGAGGAAACAGAGGCUCCUGGUUUUCCUCCUCAGAGCUGGAGUAAUCCAAGAAAUGGAUGAGCAGAGGCCCCUGGUCCCAACCCUGGCUCUGCCUUCAGACAGACCGUGAUAACUCUGUGUGACCUUGGGCAAGUCACUACCUUUCUUUGGGCCUUGGAUUUUCCAUUGACUUUUGAAAAGGAAAAUGGGCGAUGUGAUAUACUGAGCCUCCAUCAGUUCCGAGAGAGGGCGGGAUUUGAGGAGGGAAUUUAGGCGAAUGGGUACUGGGAUGAGGGAAGCAUGAAGUUGGAGAGGAGAAGACCUUCGGCUGGACCGGGAUUUGUGGCUCAGAGAUUUAGAGCUUGCAAGGCCGGGUCCUGGCCUGCCUGGGCCUUGGGAAUCCUCUUGGGAGGAUUGGGAGAGCUCUGAAAAUAGAGGAAGUGGAAUCCUGGUUCAGAAAGAUGAGAGCCAGAAGUAACAAGUUCAAGAGAGUGAAGAGGUGAUAGGGAAGCUAGAACGAUCUCCAGGCUCUUUGGGGGAGCAGGAGAAAUGCUAGGGUACUCUCUCACACCAGCGUGGCUAGGAAGUGGGUGGGGGAGGGGCCGGUCCUGUUCGGGCUGGCAGGUCAGUGGAGACUAGGGGUGAUUGGGCUCAGCGCUGUGCUCUGCAGUGCUGGACACCGAAAGAACGAGGGCCUUGGUAACGUCGGCAAGGGCUUUGCUGCUGAGCCACACUCCCAACGCUAUUGUUUUUGAUGAUGGUCACCUCUUUCUGAGAAAUCUACCUCCUGGCCUUCAUUUUCUACCAUUUCCUUCAGUGCGUGAGAGUAAAGCAGCUGAGGCCUACCUAGGGUCACCAGGCUCAGGAUUGCGCGAGGAUUGGGAUAAGAAGAAUGGAGUCUAGGCUAAGAAAUGUCAUCCGUGGCACGGUCCUCCUUUCUGGGAGGCAGCUUUAACGGGGUCAGACUGCCGGGAUUCCAAACCGGCCUCUGCCAUUUAAUCUCUUAGCACCAUGGCCAAGCAAGUAGCCUGUGACAGCCUCAGCUUCUUUAUAAAGUGGGGAUAACUUAUAAAAUGGUUGUAAGGAUUAAAUGACGGUUUGGUGUGAUUCUGGCUCAUAAUAUGCACCCAGUAAACAUUACCUGUUAGCUGUUACUUCUGUUCUUUUCCCUCUGUUUCUCUAUUUUUGUCUUUUUUUUUUUUCUUCUGAAAGCUCAGUUCUGAGGUGCCCCUUAGAUUUGAAGGCUUAGAAUUGGUUACGUUUUGUGUCAGGAUGUUCCCUUUGGCUGAGGAGAUGGCCGAGUGUCUCCUCACUGUCUCUCCCCAGAGAAGACUGACAGGUCUGCUUCUCUUUCAGCUUCCUUUCUUCUGUCCUUUGGCACUGGUCAUUUCAGAGUUCAUUAGAAGUAAAGAGUCCUAGAGUUGUAUUGGUAUUACAGCAGGUGGGGGGCAGGAAAGAAAGGACACGGCACAGGGGAAGCCUGGGGAAGGGAAGUCUCGGAAGUUCCAUUUACAGUCACCCCAUUGCUCUGUCACCCCAUUGCUCUGUCUUCCCCGGGUAGUGGCUGAAAUAAGCCUGUGUCUCCAUCCAGAAGUCUCCAUCCUCGUAUUCACAUGCAGUUCCUAUAGAGUUAGCUUUCUCUCAUGUAACUUUUCCCAUAUGAGGAUUUGAUGCCAGCUGCCUUCCACCAAGUCGGUUCCCGAUUCUGGUCCCCGGCCCCCAGCAGCGCCUGCCCCCUUCCCACCGGGGCCCCCCAUGAUGCCACCACCCUUCAUGCCCCCUCCAGGGAUCCCACCUCCUUUUCCUCCGAUGGGGCUCCCCCCUAUGAGUCAGAGACCACCAGCCAUUCCCCCCAUGCCACCUGGCAUACUACCCCCAAUGCUUCCACCAAUGGGGGCGCCACCACCACUUACCCAGAUACCGGGAAUGGUACCUCCAAUGAUGCCAGGGAUGCUGAUGCCAGCGGUGCCCGUCACUGCAGCGACGGCUCCGGGUGCGGACACCGCCAGCUCUGCUGUGGCUGGGACAGGCCCUCCGAGGGCCUUAUGGAGCGAGCAUGUGGCCCCUGAUGGGCGUGUCUACUACUACAAUGCUGACGACAAGCAGUCCGUGUGGGAGAAGCCCCGCGUGCUCCAGUCCAAGGCAGAGCUGCUCCUGUCCCAGUGUCCCUGGAAAGAAUACAAAUCAGACACAGGAAAGCCUUACUACUACAACAACCAGAGUCAGGAGUCCCGUUGGACCCGGCCCAAGGACCUGGAUGACCUGGAAGCCCUAGUCAAACAAGAGUCUGCAGGAAAACAGCAGACCCAGCAGCCACAGACACUGCAGCCACAGCCACCUCAGCCACAACCUGACCCUCCACCUAUACCUCCGGGUCCCAUCCCAGUGCCCAUGGCCCUCCUGGAACCUGAGCCAGGGCGAAGUGAAGAUUGUGAUGUGUUGGAGGCUGCCCAACCCCUGGAGCAGGGGUUCCUACAGCGGGAAGAGGGCCCCAGCAGUUCUACUGGGCAGCAUCGGCUACCACAGGAAGAGGAGGAAGCUAAGCCAGAACCAGAGAGAUCUAGCCUCAGUUGGAGCAACCGGGAGAAGGCAAAGCAGGCAUUCAAAGAGCUGCUAAGGGACAAGGCUGUCCCUUCCAACGCUUCGUGGGAACAGGCUAUGAAGAUGGUAGUCACUGACCCCCGUUACAGUGCCUUGCCCAAACUGAGCGAGAAGAAGCAGGCGUUUAAUGCUUACAAGGCACAGCGGGAGAAAGAGGAGAAAGAAGAGGCCCGGCUGAGGGCCAAGGAGGCCAAGCAGACCCUGCAGCACUUCCUGGAGCAGCAUGAACGCAUGACCUCUACUACCCGCUACCGGCGGGCGGAACAGACCUUUGGGGACCUGGAGGUCUGGGCUGUGGUCCCUGAGAGGGAUCGAAAAGAAGUUUAUGAUGAUGUCCUCUUCUUCCUGGCCAAGAAGGAGAAGGAGCAAGCCAAGCAGCUCCGGCGCCGAAAUAUCCAGGCCUUGAAAAGCAUCCUGGAUGGGAUGAGUAGUGUCAACUUCCAGACCACGUGGUCCCAGGCUCAGCAGUACCUCAUGGAUAACCCCAGCUUUGCUCAGGACCAGCAGCUGCAGAACAUGGAUAAGGAAGAUGCACUGAUCUGCUUUGAGGAGCAUAUCCGAGCUUUGGAGAGAGAGGAGGAAGAAGAGCGGGAACGGGCCCGGCUUCGGGAGCGGCGCCAGCAACGGAAGAACCGGGAGGCAUUUCAGACCUUCUUGGACGAGCUGCAUGAGACAGGGCAGCUGCAUUCCAUGUCCACCUGGAUGGAGCUGUACCCAGCAGUCAGCACUGAUGUCCGCUUUGCCAACAUGCUGGGCCAGCCGGGCUCUACUCCUCUGGACUUGUUCAAGUUCUAUGUGGAGGAGUUGAAGGCUCGAUUUCAUGAUGAGAAGAAGAUCAUAAAGGACAUUCUUAAGGACCGGGGCUUCUGUGUGGAGGUGAACACAGCCUUUGAGGACUUCGCCCACGUCAUAAGCUUUGACAAGAGGGCUGCUGCGCUGGACGCAGGCAACAUCAAGCUGACCUUCAAUAGUCUGCUGGAGAAAGCAGAGGCACGGGAGAGGGAACGGGAAAAGGAGGAGGCCCGAAGGAUGCGGCGCAGAGAGGCUGCCUUUCGAAGCAUGCUGAGGCAGGCCGUGCCUGCUCUGGAGCUGGGCACUGCCUGGGAAGAGGUCCGUGAGCGCUUUGUGUGCGACUCAGCCUUUGAGCAGAUCACCCUGGAGUCGGAGCGGAUCCGGCUCUUUCGGGAGUUCCUGCAGGUGCUGGAGCAGACUGAAUGCCAGCACCUCCACACCAAAGGCCGAAAGCAUGGCAGGAAGGGAAAGAAACACCAUCGCAAGCGUUCUCACUCACCCUCAGUGAGUCAGCAGGGCUCUGAGUCCGAUGAAGAGGAGCUGCCCCCACCAUCCCUCCGGCCCCCCAAGCGGAGGCGACGGAACCCCUCAGAGUCUGGCUCUGAGCCCUCAUCCUCACUUGACUCGGUUGAAAGUGGGGGUGCUGCCCUUGGAGGACCAGGCUCCCCAUCCUCCCACCUUCUCUUUGGGUCAGAUCACGGUCUUCGGAAAGUCAAGAAACCAAAAAAGAAAACUAAGAAAAGAAGACACAAGUCGAACAGUCCCAACAGUGAGACAGACCCUGAAGAGAAAGCUGGCAAGGAGAGUGAAGAUAAAGAGCAAGAGCAGGAUAAGGACAGGGAGCUCCGGCAGGCGGAACUCCCUAACCGCUCCCCAGGCUUCGGGAUCAAGAAGGAGAAGACAGGCUGGGACACAUCCGAAAGCGAGCUGAGUGAGGGGGAGCUGGAGAGGCGAAGGCGGACACUCCUACAGCAGCUGGACGACCACCAAUGACCCCACGAGCUACGCUUUGCCUUGGGACUUCGUGAGGCAGGGGCUCCAGGGUCCUCACCAUCUGCCUCAGACUCUUCGUCUGUCUGGUCUGUGUCCACUUUUCCUAAAGCAACCCACCCAAAACACUGCUGUUAGCACCUCGCAAGGCUGCUCUCGGUGUUCAAGGGUCCCCUAGUUCUCAGACAACUAGUGCAGUCCUGCCCUCAGCCCCAGCCCAGCGAUGGGCAGUCCAUACCACAUGGGGUGGGUGAUGCCAGUAGGUAAAGUGUGAGAGGGGGGUCUCCAGGAAAGAGACAGGCUGGUGGACACAGCCUGGGAGGCAGAGGGCAGGGUCCUCACCCUUUAGCAUCAGUGCCUGCUCUUGCCUGGCCUGGCCCUGGGGCUCCACCAUUGCUUCCUCUGUCCCUGGGCCCUGAUGUAUGUGUUCUGUUUUUGUUUUUUAAAUAAUAUUUAUAACAUGAUCUACAA